CCGGCCUGCUGCACUGUCCCUCAGCCCCGGGGCCGGGGCCGCGCGUGUCCGGUGCCCGGGUACGGGGACCUGGGCCUCGGCCUCGGGCGCCUUCUCCUGGUCCGCGCUGGCCGCCCAGUAAGGGGCCAACGUCUGGCCCAGUCUGCCCCAGCUCCAGGGCACUGGCAGUCGGCACUGAGAGGGACCAGCAGAGAGAUGGGCUUUGCCAUUUCAGGUGUCCCACCCCACAGCCUGCAGCUUCCUAGACUCUCCGCAGCCCCCACCCCUGCAGCCAGAGGCCUAGGCUGCCUCACAGCCCUUGUACCUAGGUGGGCUGUGUGUGACCCUCACUUCCUCUGUGCCAGGCUAGUCUUGGCCACCUCUCCAUGUUGCUUAGACAGGCAUCCAUAGGUGGAGGGAGGGCUUCCAACCACCUCACCACCAUCUGACCUGGUGGCUGAACAGAGUGGACUGUGAUGGGGGCUCCCAGGCUGUCUGGGGUGUGCACUGGGGUCUGCAGGCUGCAGUAACUCCAGAAACCUCUUCCCUCUGCCAAAGCUGCCUGGAUGAGCCCUGAUUUGCUGCUGUGGCUUGGCUCCCAGGCCCCUGUGUCUAGACAAGGCUGUGGCUAUGCCAUCUGGGGAUGUCUGGACAAGGCUGUGGCUAUGCCAUCUGGGGAUGUCUGGACAAGGCUGUGGCUAUGCCAUCUGGGGAUGUCUGGACAAGGCUGUGGCUAUGCCAUCUGGGGAUGUCUGGACAAGGCUGUGGCUAUGCCAUCUGGGGAUGCACUCGGGCCUCCUCUGGAGCUUCUUCCAUGGGUCUGAGAAGUUCCUGGGUCGCCCAGGUAGGGUCCUGCCAUUGUGGAGCAGACAGGAAUUGUGGUCCCUGCUGGGUCUCCACUGUGAGCACUGGGCUUCAUGUUUGCCCUGGCCAGGUUCCUGUGCCCCUGGGUCACUGUUUGCAGCUGGUGACCAGGGCUCCCAGGUGCUGAGGGGACAGGUAGCACAGAGCUUGGGGUGAGGCCUGGAGACAGCCCAGCAUUCUGAACAGGGUUCUGUGUGGGGCUCUGCCUGCUCCUCAGGAAGAUGAGGGGCGAGCAGGGAAGGGCUGGGAGCUGGUUGAAGGAUUCCUUGCACAGCAGCUCUGGCUCAGCUUCGCCCCAGUUGCAGACGUCAUUGCCCGGCACUUCCUCCUGUCCAUGGCACAGGUUGGCUGGCUCUCGCUGAUCUACCUGGUGGUGUCCAUCCCAUUUGGCAUCUUGGCCAUCUGGGUCCUAGACUCUGUGGGGCUCCGAGGGGCGACCAUCCUGGGUGCAUGGCUGAACUUUGCUGGGAGUAUGCUCCGCGCCCUUCCCUGUGUGGCUGCCUGGGUCCCCAACACAUUUGCCUUCUUCAUGGGUGGCCAGAGCCUCUGUGCCCUGGCCCAGAACUUGGUAAUCUUCUCUCCAGCCAAGCUGGCCGCCUUGUGGUUCCCAGAGCAUCAGCGAGCCACAGCCAACAUGAUUGCCACUAUGUCAAAUCCCCUGGGCAUCCUUGUGGCCAAUGUGCUGUCACCUGCCCUGGUCAAGAAGGGAGAGGACAUCCCUCUAAUGCUUGGAGUCUACACCAUCCCUGCAGGCCUGGCCUGCCUGCUGGCCACUGUCUGCCUCUGGGAGAGUGUACCCCCCACCCCACCCUCUGUGGGAGCCGCCAGCUCCACCUCGGAGAACUUCCUCCAGGGGCUCAAGCUGCUUCUGCAGAACAAGGCCUAUGUCAUCCUGGCUGUGUGCUUUGGGGGUGGCAUCGGGAUCUUCUCCAGCUUCUCGGCUCUCCUGGAGCAGAUCCUCUGUGCCAAUGGCUACUCCAACGGGUUCUCGGGCCUCUGCGGGGCUCUCUUCAUCGUGUUUGGGAUCCUGGGGGCACUGGUUCUUGGCCUGUAUGUGGAUUGGACCAAGCGCUUCACUGAGGCCACGAAGAUAGGUCUCUGCCUUGCCUCCAUGGCCUGUGUGGCCUUUGCCCUGGUGUCCCGACUGCAGGGGCAAGCCCUUGCAGUGGCUGCCACCUGCUCGCUGUUUGGGUUCUUCGGCUUCUCUGUGGCACCUGUGGCCAUGGAGCUGGCGGUGGAGUGUGCCUUUCCUGUGGGUGAGGGUGCAGCUGCAGGCCUGGUCUUUGUGCUGGGGCAGGCCCAGGGUGUGCUCAUCAUGGUGUUGCUGACGGUGCUGACUGUGCGGCCCGAAGAUCCAUCCUCCUCCACCUGCCAGCAUGGCGAGGACCCGCUGGACUGGACAGUGUCUCUGCUGCUGAUGGCCAGCCUGUGCACCCUCUUCACCUGUGUCUUGGUGCUCUUCUUCCACACCCCAUACCGGCGCCUGCAGGCUGAGUCUGCAGGACCCCCCUUGCCCUGGACAUGUGCCCCAGAGCUGAGGGCACCACCUGAGGCUCCUGGCUCAGCACCUCCAGCUCAGAGGCUGCAAGAACCUCCUGGCCCUGCCUCCUGCCUUCAGGAGCCCAAGGACUCACAGAGACUGUGAGCAGGGGUGUCUCAUGAAGGGAGGUGGAGAGGCAAUCUCUGGUCACCGGGACUGUGACCACCGGCUCAGGGUUUUUGGCACACCCAGGGCAUGGCAGGAUUUGGCACUAUGGACCCUGUGCAGACUGUAUAGCUGAAGCAAGAAGAGCUGCUACUGUAUGGACACUGACCAGGGAAGACAGCCCAACACAGGGCAGUGUAGGUUGGUGAGGUGGCCUGGCACAACAGCAGGGGCUGAAGGGGAGCUGGGUAUGAGGGACCUGGAGUGGACAGGUGUGGGCACUUGCUAGAAGGAGCCAAUCCCUGAGCCUCUUCUUCUCUGCUCAGUAUGGGGUGACCACACACUGAGGCUGAUGCUAAGACAGGUGGGCAGGGCUGCCAGCACAGGGGCCCCAGGCCGAUGCAGACUCUCGGGCAGACACUGGCAGGCAGAUGUGUGGGUCCACAUUUAUUGAACUGGACACAACCAGGGCUGAGUAGCCUCACUCCUCCUUCUCCUCCCCAUGGGUGAGCACGUAGCUCAGCGCCUUGUAAUCCAGGUUGCCCGCUGCGUCGAUGGAGGCGAACUCCAGCAUCUGGUCCACCUGAAUGAAGGCGAGUUGGUGGGUGGGGGGUCAGGCCUGGUGGAAUGGGUGGCAAGAGGUCCCCACACCUCAGCCUCCUAGGUGCUCUGGAUUACAGGUGCUGAACUCCA
Marmota monax (woodchuck) is the source of this 3181-nucleotide messenger RNA. RefSeq names its product solute carrier family 49 member 3 (gene Slc49a3). Gene Ontology annotation, cellular component: membrane. The coding region runs from base 1178 to 2488 and encodes 436 amino acids. The record is from RefSeq and is a predicted model, not a curated record. The transcript has 10 exons. Gene Ontology annotation, biological process: transmembrane transport. Gene Ontology annotation, molecular function: transmembrane transporter activity. Lineage: Eukaryota; Metazoa; Chordata; Mammalia; Rodentia; Sciuridae.